AAAUGAGAAAAUUUCUUUUCGCACCCUUCAUGCGGUGACGGGGGCAAAACAAUUAGAUUUUAUAAGGCUCGUUAGUUAAAGUGUAAACUAUAUAUUCUGGUAAUAUAAUUUUUUGCCACCACCAAUCUUCCUCUUUCACUCUCAGCCAAAGCGAAAAUGUUGUUCUUCUCCUACUUCAAAGAUUUGGUCGGAAAAGAAGUCACGGUUGAACUCAAGAACGAUUUAGCCAUCAGAGGAACAUUGCAUUCUGUUGACCAAUACCUUAACAUCAAACUCGAAAAUACUCGUGUUGUUGAUCAAGACAAGUACCCUCACAUGCUUUCUGUAAGGAACUGCUUCAUCAGAGGAUCCGUGGUGAGAUACGUGCAAUUGCCAACAGAAGGUGUGGACAUUGACCUAUUGCACGAUGCCACAAGAAGAGAAGCCCGGGGUGGUUGAUUUCGCUAAUCUCGUAAUUUAUAUUUUGUAUGAGAAUUCAUUAGGCUGGAAUAUCAUAGAUGUUAUCAUUCCUGCUUAAGAAAGAAACUAUGGAACUUAAGCAUUGUUCUGAUUUACUCUGACAGUGAUACUAGUAUUUACCCUGCUAA
Molecule: messenger RNA, 587 nt
Organism: Trifolium pratense (red clover)
Lineage: Eukaryota; Viridiplantae; Streptophyta; Magnoliopsida; Fabales; Fabaceae
Product: sm-like protein LSM2
Exons: 3
Coding region: 157-438 (93 amino acids)
Biological process (GO): mRNA splicing, via spliceosome
Cellular component (GO): U4/U6 x U5 tri-snRNP complex; U6 snRNP; Lsm1-7-Pat1 complex
Molecular function (GO): RNA binding
Source: RefSeq, a predicted model, not a curated record